AUGGCGCCUCGCGGCCCGCCCGGGAAGCGAACCUGCCACCUCGCGCGCCCCUUUGUUGGGUCUCCUCCCCGGGGCGCCCCUCCGCCCUUUCCCGCAAGCCAGCCGCGCCGAGGCCCCAUUAUCGGGGUCGAGGUCAAGGAAAGUUUGCACGGAGGUUCCCCGGAAUGUGUUGCGAGGUUUGGAGACGACGAGGGCGCGUCAUUUUCUUCCCCCUUCUUCCGCCUACACCCCCCCACCCCACCCCACGCCACCCCCCUGCGUCGGCCACGGUCGCCUCGUUCCUCUCCCUUGACCCGAGUGCGUGUGUUCGGGACCUGGCCCCGGGAAACAACUGCUCCCUCUCUCCCGGGCUUUGUUCGGGUUUCUUGGGGGCAGUGGGUGGGCGUGGGAGCGCCGCGCCGGCCCGCUGUGCGCCCCCCGCCCCGCCCCGCCCCGCCCCCCAAAGCAUCCUCGGCGGGCUGCGAGCGAGCGGCCGCGGCGCCCCGAUCAUCGGGGGCGGGGGGACAGGGGGAGAGGGCGGCGGGGCGCGCGGCCGGCUCGCCCCCCUGCAGCCCCGGCUUGCGGUGCAUUCAUUCCCGGCGGCGAGAGGAGCGGGCUCCCCCCCCCCCCGUCCCCCGGAGCCCCCAGCCCCGGGCAUCGUGGUGGUGA
Molecule: messenger RNA, 648 nt
Organism: Jaculus jaculus (lesser Egyptian jerboa)
Lineage: Eukaryota; Metazoa; Chordata; Mammalia; Rodentia; Dipodidae
Product: atherin-like
Exons: 2
Coding region: 1-648 (215 amino acids)
Source: RefSeq, a predicted model, not a curated record